AUGCUUAUUCUCUUCUGUAUCAUUCGGUUAGCUUGCUGGCUAUGUGAUUUGAGUCUGAUACGUGCCUCUGUGCACGGAGUGGUCCUACAGUUGGGAUGACAUUGUAAAUGGGAAGUAGAUACAUUUCAGGAAGGGAUAACGACUGUUGUCCGCAGACACAGCUAAUCAAAACUUCCUAACAACAGUAACAAAAUGCGGCGACGAGUGACUGCACGAGCCAUCGAGAUGCUGGGCUGUGGUACAGUCGCCAACCCAGCAAUGUCCAGGCAAUUACUUGUGAGAACAAUAAAUGUCAAUCCACUUGCUGUGGGGAAUGGAGCAAACGAAAGAUUCCGAUCCACGUCUUCAAUGCAAGGAUACACGGAGCUAGCAAGGGAAAGGUCCAAAACCGUUACUUCGUUUUACAACCAGUCGGCCAUUGACAUAUCAGCUGAAAAGGCUUCUGUCAGACUUACUCCAACCACCCUGCUGUAUGCUGGAAAAAAUCCAGAUGGACAUCAUGUCCUGAGUAGUGCCAAGUACCUGCAGAAAGAAUUGCCUGUGCGCAUUGCACACCGCAUCAAGGGAUUCCGCAGCCUUCCCUUCAUCAUUGGCUGCAACCCCACCAUUUUGCAAGUGCAUGAAUUGUACAUCCGGGCGUACCAUGUGCUGAGUGACUUUCCAUCGAUCAAGGACCAAGAGACAGAGGCUCGCUACAGUAAACUUGUGCAGCAGCUGCUUGACGACCACAAAGAUGUGGUCACCAUGCUUGCCGAGGGCUUCAGGGAGUGCCGAAAGCACAUCCAGGAUGAGAACCUGGUCCGUAAUUUCUUAGACACCACUCUGACCUCUCGCCUGGGGAUCCGUAUGUUGGCCACACACCACCUCGCCCUGCAUGAGGAUAACGCUGAUUUUGUGGGGAUCAUCUGUCGGCGACUGUCCCCCAAAAAGAUAAUUGAGAAGUGGGUGGAUUUUGCCCGACGCCUGUGUGAGCACCAGUAUGGCAACUCCCCACGUGUCCGCAUCAACGGCCAUGUGGCGGCCCGCUUCCCAUUCAUCCCAAUGCCCCUCGACUACAUCCUGCCCGAGCUCCUGAAGAAUUCCAUGAGAGCCACCAUGGAGAGCCACCUGGACACACCGUACAACGUGCCUGAUGUUGUGAUCACCAUUGCUAACAAUGAGACCGACUUUGUCAUCAGGAUAUCGGACCGUGGCGGCGGCAUCCCUCACAGUAUCCUGGAGAAGGUGAUGGACUACCACUUCAGCACCGCAGAGGACAGCGCUCAGGACCCCCGCAUGAGCAACCUCUUCAACAACAUCACCAACAGCGGGCCCCAGUCGGGUCCCAUGCAUGGCUUUGGCUUCGGUCUCCCUACCUCCCGUGCCUACGCCGAGUACCUGGGGGGCUCCCUCUCGAUCCAGUCCAUGCAGGGCAUCGGCACCGACGUCUACCUGCGCCUGCGCCACAUCGACGGCAAAGGAGAGAGCUUCAGAGUCUGAGAGACGAGGGCGACGUCUGCCCCCUUCGGUCAACGGGGUUGGCUACGGCAGUUUGCUUGAAAGGGUUGGAGCUUGGCCACGUCAGACUUGAGUCUGCACACUUCACCCCAUCUUAACCCCCUGAGUGGUUUCAACGUGGCCCAAAGCCUUUGCCCCCCCCACCCCUCACCUUACUUUUUUCCCCGUUCUUUUUUUGUUGUUGUUUGUUGUUGGUUUUGAUUUCAGUAUCUCAAUAACAUGUCUCCACCACAGCAUGCAAAACAUUUUCUUUGAGGUGGGAGGGAAAAGAAAAGUGUUGUAUGAUAUUCUCGCUCACUGUGUUUUUUAAACUGAAAAACAAAACAAAACAAAAAACAGCCCUUCAGCCUUAACGGGGGUCGAUGGCUCGAUAAGUGUCAUAUACAACCCAAACCGAGUAUUCCAGCGAAACCUCAAAGGACUGUUUCAAGGAGCCCCUGCUCCCCACACUCCAGAGGCAGUGAGAGACGCCGCUUGCCUGGACUUCAGCAAGUGAGGAGUUGCCUUAGGAUUACGACUGAUCUCAUGAACUUUUUCAAUCGCCUGGGCUGCUGUAUAACACAACCUCUCCCAUGUCAAACUCAAGACCUCCUUUCUCCCCCAUAUAAAUGUGUGUACCUUUACGAGAACAGCUGGCAAAUAGGAAAGCCUCAUGCACUGUAACUAAUGCUUGACUCGAUGCCUAACCUGCAUAGGAUUUGUCAUGAAAAGGAUCUGUGUAGCAUUGUCUCUUUCUUUUUUUUAAAUGUAGUAAUUUUUUGUGUUUUGUGACAGUUUCUUCAGACAAAUAGGAUCAAGAGUGUCAAUAUUUAAAUUAUGAUUUUCUAAGUCGUCAGUAAGCUUGGGCUUUGUGGGUAUGAAAAGGUCACAUUCCAGAAAGGGCAGUUCAUUUCUAAAGUUAGGAGAUGGGCUUCUUUGAAAAUGCUCUAAUGAUAAGAAUCAUCAGAGGUGCAUGAAGCUCUCCUAUGUCUGUGAGUUUUUACUCUUUCAUUUUUUUUUUUCACCCUGAUAUUGUGCCCUUGUAGUUGCAUUAAAACGGCCACAGGGACCUUUAAUUUGUGUCAGUAAGCUUUUAUGUGCCUCUGAUUCUGUUUAUUUUUAAGAAAGGUCAUACAUUAUCAAAUGUUUUUUGUUAUUUCGGUUGGUUGCAUGGACUGCAUGUAGUCAACAAGUGGUGGUUUGUUACACAAGUUUGCCCCCUGCUGGCUAAACUUGCGGGAAAUAAUGCCCAAAUUAAUUAUUUUGUUGACGGGCAUGGUCUGUAUGCGGUAGUUUUAAGCAUUCGUUUCGGUGGUCAUGGCAAAGGAAUAUAAUCUUGUAAACCUAAGUAUAUUCUUCAAUACAUGGCCAAGUAAGUGGCGUGCGCUUGCUAAAUGAUGUAGCAGGGAACAUUGGAUUUUGUUGAGUGCUUUUGUAUAGCGGCCGUGUCCAUUGUUUUGGGCAUUAUUAAACUCUGAAUGAGUGCUA
This is a messenger RNA of Sardina pilchardus (European sardine), 2964 nucleotides long. It is a transcript of the gene bckdk, whose product is annotated as branched chain ketoacid dehydrogenase kinase. The coding region runs from base 193 to 1479 and encodes 428 amino acids. Gene Ontology annotation, biological process: regulation of glucose metabolic process; protein phosphorylation. Gene Ontology annotation, molecular function: pyruvate dehydrogenase (acetyl-transferring) kinase activity. Gene Ontology annotation, cellular component: mitochondrion. Lineage: Eukaryota; Metazoa; Chordata; Actinopteri; Clupeiformes; Clupeidae. The record is from RefSeq and is a predicted model, not a curated record. The transcript has 11 exons.